AUGCCGGUAAAACUUGGCCUCAAGAAACCACAGCUACCGAUCCCAUCCGCAAAUGCCACGUCGACCAACAGAGCGUAUCCUCGCCUGGCUCGCCAUCCAUUCUCGAUAAAAACCGAAUAUGAUGUGGUGGUCGUUGGCUCAGGAUAUGGCGGUGGCGUUGCAGCAUCACGCAUGGUAAGAGCCGGGAAAAGCGUUUGUGUGCUAGAACUUGGAAAAGAAACCUGGCCCGGAGAGUAUCCCCAUACGUUCAAAGACGCCAUGCGAGAAUAUAGCUUAAGUGGCAAGAUACUCGGUAAAAUGAUUAGUAUCGGUAAAGCAGCAGGGUUGUACCAUACUGUCAAAGGGGAAGGGCAGGACGUAUUUCUAGGCUGUGGUCUGGGGGGAACGAGCUUGAUCAAUGCUGGUGUUUUCCUCAAACCAAACGAAAGAUUACUGGAAGCAGCAGAGUGGCCGGAUGAAAUUAGAGAGAAUCCUGCAGACCUCGAGCAAUUCUACGUGAGAGCUGAGCGCAUGCUCCAACCAACAGCAUUUCCAACAAGAUACCCAAAACCACGCAAACUAGACGUCUUUGAACGGCAAGCCGAUAGUCUUGGCUUGCAUGAAAACUUUUACCGUCCUCCGUUGACGACAACCUUCUGCUCCAGCACCAACCAAGCUGGAAUACACAUGAGCGAAAGUACGGGUUCUGGCAACGAGUGCACAGGUGUCAACGAUGGUUCAAAGAACUCAGUACUUGUAACAUACCUGUAUGAUGCUUGGACAAGAGGCGCCGAACUCUUCUGUGGAAUUGAUGUCAGACAUGUGAAAAAGGAGGGUCGAGGCAAAGGGUACUUAGUAUUCUAUGAGGUGUCCAAUGGGAGAGGAGGAAAGACAAAGAAGUGGGUCAGAGCUCGGGAGGUUGUCUUCCUUGGGGCCGGUGCACUCGGGACGACGGAGGUACUGCUGCGAUCGCAACGCUAUGGCCUCCAUACAUCACCUUUGUUGGGUCAAAGGUUGACAGGCAACGGUGACAUGUUGGCUUUCGCAUAUAAUUGCAAGCACGACAUCAGUAGCAUUGGUCGUGAAGCCCUGGGUAAAAUGAGUUCCAAAUCAUGCGGCCCAACGAUUACUGCAUGCAUCGACAUGAGAGGCUCCACACACGCCAAAAACGUACGGGACAGGUACAUUAUCCAAGACGGUGCGAUCCCUGAAGCUCUAGCGCCAGUCAUUCAGAGUUUGCUCGAAACCCAAACCACCGCUGUGCCGUCUGAAUCAUCCAGCACUAUAGGUAAUUUGCUGGCCAGGUUGAAGAAUUGGAUCCUUGGACCAUAUGCUAGAGGUGGCAGCGUGGACCGGACGCUAGUGUAUCUCACCAUGUCCCACGACGAAAACGAAGGACAGAUGGUACUCGAAGAUGAUGCAGUGGUUCUGCGAUGGUUGGGCAUAGGGAGCCAGAAGCGAAGUGCACAUCUUGACAGCGUUCUUCUUGAGAUGACUGAGAACCUUGGCGGCAAACUCGUCAAGGCUCCAUGUAUCACUGUUCACCCGCUCGGAGGUGCGGUUAUGAGUAAUGACGGAACUGGACUUGGAGGCGUGGUCAAUCAUCGCGGCCAGCUUCUUGUUGGAAAAGGACAUGAAGUAUACGAGGGGAUUGUCUGCGUAGACGGUUCAAUCAUCCCAACAUCACUCGGUGUGAAUCCAUGCGCUACAAUCACUGCACUGGCUGAGCGAAGCUGUGACCUGAUCGCCCAAGAACGUGGUUGGAAAACCGACGAUAGUUCAAAUGGUAGACUAAGUACCUCGAAACAUCCGCUCGUACCUGUACUACCAGAAUCCACAAAGACUAUUAGACUCAAUACCAUCGAGGAUUCGAUCGAAGGCGUCCGAUUUGAGGAAGUCAUGCGAGGUCAUAUUCACUUUGGCAACAACGUCCCAGAUUUUAGUAUUGCGGAAAAGGUUGCUAGGGAGGCUUCAAGCUCAGCUCAGCUCGCACUCACGGUGGACGCACGCCGCAACCGAAAUGGCUCAUAUCAGGGUGUGCCAUUUGGCACAUUUGCUUGCGGCGCAUUGUCGCAAGAACCGUUCAUGGUUACUGGUGGCACAGUCGAGUUCUUUACAAUCGACGAGAAAGUCGCAGAUGCAGUAAAUCUCGUGUACAAGGUAGACCUCUUGAGUACAGAUGGUGCGAGAUACGGCUUUCACGGUUACAAAAGACUUAACUCGACUGCUGCAUUCUCAGUCUCGAGAACUUGGGGCGCGACAACAACUUUAUACACAACAAUCACUGGUUACGAUGGCGUUGUGGUCGGUCGAGGUAUUUUACACUUGUCACUCCACGACUUCUUCUCGGAACUUCAGUCCCUACGAUCUCGUACAACUAUUGGUGGCAUGAGCGAUAUGCAAGCGCAGGCCAGGUUUCUCAAGUUCUUCACGACUAACAUCGCAUCGUACGUGUUCAGUCCCUUUCGUCGACUCCAGUAUCCAACACCGCCCACCGGGAAAUCGGGCUACUAUGAGAAGGCGAUUCCUACUGUGACGAUGCUUACAGCCGACGAUGGGGUCAGGUUUCCCAUCAAGUUGUGGCAGCCUCCAUCCGGCACGCUGGAGAAGCAUACGCCGAUCGUAUUCAUCCCCGGUGCGUCUGUAGACGAUCAAAUGUUUUCCUUGCCAACUGUACCCACGAACGCCAUUGAUUACUUUACCUCACUUGGCUACCGGUGUUACAUCCCCAUCCUCCGUUUUGGGAUUGGAGAAGAAGCUAGAAAGGGCGAUACUGUAUACGAUGCUCGGUUGGACGUUCGAGCUGCCAUGGAAUACGUUCGAGAGAGGGAACAAGAGAGAAAGAUCUACGCUGUUGUUCAUUGCUUAGGAAGCAUAGCAACAGGCAUUGCUUUGCUCAAAGGCGACGUGGAAGCUUCUUGGUUGAAAGGAAUGACAUGUAGUCAAGUAUUCACCAACCUACUUUUCAGCCCGGACAACGAUUUCAAGGCGCGACAUCCCAUUCUCAUAAAGGCAUAUGAAACAUUAGCAGGCUCCUGGUUCCCGUGCCACUCUUCUUCGUCCUCGCCAUGGGUGCAGUUCCUGCUGGAUCAAAUACUACGUUUCUACCCCGUAGGCACUAGAAGCGAAAUGUGCAACUCUGCGGUCUGUCACAGAUGCGACGUUCCUUUUGGCCGCUGUUGGACGCACACCAACCUCAACCACGCCACACAUGAGCAUCUUGGUCAUUGGUUCGAUGGCAUCCACACCAACUUCCUCUCGCACUUAUCGAAUAUGGGUGCUAUGCCACCUCACCACGUUCGCAGCGAUAGGCCCGUGUUUGAGGAUCUGCUUACCCAAACGAAUCUAGAGAGGUUGAAGGGGUUGAGUAUUUGCUUGCUGAGUGGGGCUGAGAAUGCUGUUUGGAGCCAGCAAAGCACGAAAAGUAGCUAUGAUCUGUUAAGAGAAUGUUUUCCGGAGGUAAAGUACGAAAGGGUUGUUGUGAAUGGUUAUGGGCAUCUGGAUUGUUGGAUGGGAAAGCAUGCGCACGUUGACAUCUUCCCGAGGGUCGCGAGGCAUCUGGCAGUCUGUGAGGAGGCAGAAGAGGGCUGCGAGACGACGGUGAUCGUUAAGGGCUAUGAGGAGGACGGAUACGUGGAUGUGGCGGCGGAGAACUACAACAGGUAG
Molecule: messenger RNA, 3645 nt
Organism: Alternaria alternata
Lineage: Eukaryota; Fungi; Ascomycota; Dothideomycetes; Pleosporales; Pleosporaceae
Product: FAD/NAD(P)-binding domain-containing protein
Exons: 5
Coding region: 1-3645 (1214 amino acids)
Molecular function (GO): flavin adenine dinucleotide binding; oxidoreductase activity, acting on CH-OH group of donors
Source: RefSeq, a predicted model, not a curated record